AUGCAUUUUGGUCCUGAGUUGGCGUGUUUGGAAUGGCUAAUGGAGUGUGGUUCCAGUGAGGUUGUGAUGAGUGACGGAACAUCGAUCGCUUGCAUAAAAGAUAUGCACCGAUAUAUCAAGGAUUUCGGAUUCAAUUUCAAAUAUAUUCCGAUUUCUGCGGUUCCAUUUAAAUGGAGUCCUGUGCUACCGAUAAUAGGCAUCAAAAAGCUUGAUGCAAUUUAUGAUAUGCGUUGGGCUAAGAAACCGAAUGUAUACAUCACGAAGGUCGAUGCUACAGACUCUGCAGUGGGAGAUAGAGGCUUUCAAUACUUCAGAGAAUGUCGGCAAAUAGAAGUUUUGAAGCUGAAUUUUUGUGAUUUCUUCACAAAUAUUGCAAUUGAACAUCUUGCUGUUGGUCGACCAUCAAGAACUUUACGAAACCUUGAAAUCGUAGCAAAUCCAUAUGUCAGUGAUGAUUUCGUUAAAGGUAUCAAGCGAAUACGAGGAUUAAAAAGGGCGCAUUUUUAUUUUUUGCCAAAUGUUGCUGACCAAAAAUUUAUUCUGCAAACUCUAAAAGUUUCAUUGCCAAAUUGUCGAUCCAGUUUUCCCGAAAUUUCGAAUAUUGGUUAUGGAUAUGAAUGUUCUGAAGAGGAGAAUGAAAAGCGCCAAACAAGUAAAGCAAAAGGUGACUAG
Messenger RNA from Thelazia callipaeda (thelaziosis nematode), 672 nucleotides. NCBI's taxonomy places the organism in Eukaryota, Metazoa, Nematoda, Chromadorea, Rhabditida, Thelaziidae. The record is from the annotation of a GenBank genome assembly.